CAGACUUCUUAGGGUGAGUCUGUGCGUCUGUCCGGUAGUCUCUGAGUGCAUCUGCAGUGCACUCUUCCAACGCUUCUCCCGUUUUUCCAGGAUGAUUGGUUCUCUUUCUCCUCACCUCCCCUCAGUCCCUUCCUACUUCCCUCCCUCCUUGUAGGGAGGCUCUUGGCCAAGCUCCCUGAGCCCAGCGGGUGCAGGCAAAGGAGGCAAGAAGGGUGAGGUCACAUCUCCCUGGAGCCCGCGGCGCCGCUGGCUUUUCAGAACCUCGCCAUGAGCGCGCAGCCACAGCCACAGCCCGAGCGGACAGUGAGCUCCUCAGCCCUCCGUGCACCAUCGACUUCGCCCAUGUCUCAGUACGCCCCCGGCUCGGACCUCAAGGGGGUUUUGGACAGCAGCAGUCCGGAGGCCAACACUGAAGAUGAUAAGACCGAAGAGGACAUACCCAUGCUGAAGAACUACCUGUGGCUCACAAUCUUCUCCUGUUUUUGCCCCGCGUACCCCAUCAACAUCGUGGGUUUGGUCUUCUCCAUCAUGUCUCAGAACAGCUACAACGAAGGCGACUACGAAGGAGCCCGGCGGCUGGGGCGGAAUGCCAAGUGGGUGGCCACUGCCUCCAUCAUCAUCGGCCUUGUCAUCAUCACCAUCUCUUGUGUGGUGCACUUCACGAGGAAAAGGUCAGAAGAGUUUCUCUUCGGUGUCUCAGAUAAAUUGAGGGGGAGAAAAGUCAGACUUCAGCUGCCAGCAACAAUGGAAAUUUUUUUACUGUGAAAAAGAUAUAAGCUUAGUGGAUCACUAAUGAAGAAAUCAGAAUAAAUAUGAAGAACGUGAAUAAACAUGUUCAGCCUCACUGGGAAGCACGGAAACACAAAUCAGAGCUACAGUGAAAUACUAUAUUAUUUUGUCUGCCAGGCUGAAAUAAUUCAAGAGAUGAAUAAUAUCAAGGUUGGCAAGGUGUGGAAAACUCGGACCCUGUUCUACUGGUGGAGAAGUAAAUCGGGACAGCGUUUUGGGAAGCCAAUUUGGAUGGACAAUCGGCCUUCUGUAUCUGUAGGUUCUAUACCCCUGGCUUCAAUCAACCUCAGGUGGAAAAAUACUUGGCAAAGCAAACUGCAUCUGUGUUGAACACGUACCAUUCUCGUCAUUAUUCUCUAACCAGCACAGUGUAACAACUAUUCACACAGCAUUUACAUUGUGCAGGUAUUACAAGGAAUCCUGAGGUGAUGUGAAGCGAUACAGGCGGAUGUGUGUCAGAUGCCAAUACCAGGCUGUUUUACAGAAAAGACUUGAUCUUCUGUGGAUUUGGUAUCCAUGGAGGGACCUUGAGCCAAUUCCUUGGUUGCCAAGGGCUGGUCACAUUCAUUAAAUUUUAAAAUCCAGGAGCCUGCCCCCCAAACUCUCAGUUCCAAUUCUCAUAACCCGCCCUAGAUAGAGGGAUACAGAAAUGCAUGUGCAACUCUUAUUCUCCACCCUAGCUACGCAUGAGCGUCACCUGGAGAGGUUUAAACAAAAAAAUCAAUGCCCAGGGUUCACCCCAGCCUAAUUAAAUUAGAAUCUCCAGUGAUGGGCCAGGCAUGUGAGGUCUUAGGUCUCAAAGCCACAGAUAAGCAAGGAUACUUGCGGCAGCUUUCUUCGAAAUAGGUGAAAAUCUACAUGUCCAUGAGUGGGCAGAGUAAACAAGCAGUGGCUUAUUCAUAAGAUAAGAUAACAUCCUGCAGCUUCAUCGUGAAAUGUCUUUCUGACUAUGACGUUAAAAGGCCUUGCAUGAUCUCGUUGCUGCCUCUCUGUUCUCAUCUCCCAGCACUCUCCUCAUCCUCCACUCCAGCUACAUCGGAUGCUCCUGUAGUACGUUGUUGCCUCAGGGCUUUUGCACAUGCCAUUCCCUCUGCCUGUGACAGUCUUCAUCCUGACAGCCACACAGAUUAUUUCCAUCUCUCCCUUAAGUGCUUGUUCAUAUAUUUACCGUAGCAAAGAAGCUUUUACUCGAUGUUCCUUAUCAUCCUAGCACUUAUCACUCCCUGAAAAAUUAUAUAUUUAUGAUCUGCUUCCCUCUACCAGGAUGAAAACUCCAGGCACGUUUUCACUCCUGUCACUGCCCAUAAUAAUAGAGCGUAGCAUCGAAGGGUACCUACUUUGAAGUUGGACUUCUGGAGUUUCAAUCCAGGUUCUACAUCUAAGUAACUGUGUGUCCUUGGGCAUGUCUUUUAACUGAUAUUUGCCUCAGUUUACUCUUACAUAAAAUGGGUAUAUAAACAGUGCCUACUUUCUAGAGUUAGGAGAGUCAAACUGCAUAAAGCAUAAUGACCAGAUUAAAUUGCAAAAAGCAUACGGACAUAUUGUACUUUCUGUGUAACUGUUGGGAUUACCGUCAUCAGUACCGACAGCAGUGUCCAGCUGGUCAAUAUUUAUUAAAUAAGUGGAUGAAUAGAAAGAAGAAAAAGGAAAUUGCAGAAUAAUAUACAAUUGCCCCCCCCAUCCACAAGUCCUGUAUUUGCAGGUUCAGCUAACUACAGAAGUAAAAAAAAAAAUUGCUUGGACCUGUACUGAGCAUAUACAGACUUUUUUCCCAUAAUUAUUCCAUGAACAAUAUAAUGUAACAGCUACUUCCGUGGAGUUUACAUUGUAUUGGGUAUUAUUAUACAAAGAUGACUGCACGUAUACAGGAGGGUGUGCAUGGGUUGUAUAUAAAUGCCUUUAUCGUUUCAUAAAAGGGACUUCCACAGCCUUUGAUUUUAGUGUUCUUAGGGGAUCUUAGAACUAAUCCUUGUCAAUGCCAAAGGAUGACUGUAUGCAGCAUGGUCUAAUGCAGUAACCACACAGGAUGAGCAUAUAAUUUCUCAGCGCAGAGGGAAAUGCCCGGAGGAUGCACACCACACUUCUAGUAGCACCUCUCACUACUGGGGAAGAGAAUAAGAUUGAGAAGUGCUCGGAACAUCUUUCUGCAUUGGUAUUAUUUGGUGUUUUGCAUGUAAAAUAAAAUAUAUUUU
Fukomys damarensis (Damara mole-rat) is the source of this 2981-nucleotide messenger RNA. RefSeq names its product transmembrane protein 233 (gene Tmem233). The transcript is spliced from 3 exons. NCBI's taxonomy places the organism in Eukaryota, Metazoa, Chordata, Mammalia, Rodentia, Bathyergidae. The coding region runs from base 268 to 765 and encodes 165 amino acids. The record is from RefSeq and is a predicted model, not a curated record. Gene Ontology annotation, cellular component: membrane.